Exophiala mesophila is the source of this 1659-nucleotide messenger RNA. RefSeq lists its product as uncharacterized. Gene Ontology annotation, biological process: protein geranylgeranylation. Lineage: Eukaryota; Fungi; Ascomycota; Eurotiomycetes; Chaetothyriales; Herpotrichiellaceae. The transcript has 6 exons. Gene Ontology annotation, molecular function: CAAX-protein geranylgeranyltransferase activity. Gene Ontology annotation, cellular component: CAAX-protein geranylgeranyltransferase complex. The record is from RefSeq and is a predicted model, not a curated record. The coding region runs from base 46 to 1272 and encodes 408 amino acids.
UUCUUAACCAAAAGAUACCACCCCUUGCAUCGUUGAUUGUUUGUCAUGAUGGCUGGGUCAACUGGGGCAACUCUAGACAUGAAGCGACACAUCAAAUACUGGACGCUAUGCGCGCGACUGCUCCCGGAACAAUAUACGUCGUCGGACGCGAAUCGAAUGUCGUUUGGCUUCUUCAUCGUGGCGGCACUUGAUCUUCUUGACGUACUCGACACGGUCGUCAGUGAGUCGGAACGUCGGUCAUGGAUUGAGUGGAUCUACGCAUGCCAGGUCCCUCAUACAGGCGGGUUUCGAGGCUUCACCGGCACAAAUCUGGGUGGAUUGCGAAGCCCCAUGAAUUGGCACUGGGACCCAGCCAGUCUACCCAACACGUACUUUGCGCUGGCUACGCUGACAAUCCUGGGUGACGAUCUGUCAAGGGUGUCGCGAAACGAGUGUCUACGUUGGAUCAGCCGUUUACAGGCACCGGAUGGCAGUUUCGGCGAGUUUCUCGGCCCAGAGGGAGAAGUGGUCGGUGGCAGCGAUCCUCGUCUUUGUCUGUGUGCAGUGGGCACGUUGAAAUUGCUGGGAGCAGAGCAAACAACAGCAAGUCGUCCUCGGAAUGUCAUCGACCAGGUUCGCUUGCGCCGAUUUAUUGCCAAUUGUCAGGGAUUGGAAGGUGGGAUUGGGGAAGCGCCACUACUUGAAGCACACUCUGGUCUCACAUACUGCGGCAUCGCAACCUUAUCAUUUCUCAGCCUCUUGAGCGAGAGAGGCUCGUCCGUUCAUGAUGUGGCCGACCAAGCAGGUGUUGAUACCGAAGACUGCGCUCGAUGGAUGUUGGACCGACAAACGACGUGGAUAGAAGAUGACGAGGAGGAAGACAGUGAUGAGGAGGAGGCAGACCAAACCCGCCAGACACCAGUCCAUGCUCCUUCUGACGCAAGCCCCAUUGGCGAUCCAGAUAUGAUCGCAGGCUUUUGUGGGAGGAGUGGCAAAAUCGCAGAUACUUGUUAUUGCUUCUGGAACGUUGGAGCAUUGACGAUCCUUAGAAAGCAAGACUUGGUCAAUGUCCCGGCGAUGAGACGAUAUCUUCUGGAAAAGGUCAACCACAUUGUGGGUGGGUUUGGGAAGGCUCCAGGGGAGCUGCCAGAUGUGCUACACUCAUACCUAGGGCUAGCUGCUCUAGCCAUCUACCAUGAACCCGGCUUGAAGGAGUUUGAUGCAACAUUCUGCUUCAGCGUGAGGGCGGUGCAGAAUCUGAAGCACACAGCUUGGAGGCCAGUGAUGGAGUGACAGCGUCGGCAGUUCUGGACUUGUCAUGUCUAUCUACUGAUUCCCUGUUAACCACAGAUACCGGUAUCAGAAGAAUGUGCGAUUUCCAACUCUGGCCAUCAUUAUUAAUCUGGUUGGAACUGAGCAUUGGGUACGGCGGAAGAAUUUACAGCCUAUAGGUUCCUGAAGCUCCCCUCGACAUUGCCCGAGCCUUGCAUCAAACCAUACGGUUAUGUAAGGAGAAGUGGUACCUGUAGGUGCUAUAGAGCCCCUUCUUAGUAGGAGGAGGAGACAGGGCCAAGUGGCUUAACACGAGUGCGCAAGAUCGGUCAGUAUACGGCCGAGGGGCGCAGUCCCCUCUCACUGUAUUGAAAUGGGCGUGGGCAACCUGCGGAUUUAUUCCCUCUC